This is a messenger RNA of Chara braunii, 1645 nucleotides long. Lineage: Eukaryota; Viridiplantae; Streptophyta; Charophyceae; Charales; Characeae. The record is from the annotation of a GenBank genome assembly.
GGUUUGAUCUCUUCGACCAUUGUCAAUCCACUGUGUUAAUUAGUCGCCAUCCUUUCUCUCAUCUCUCUACCCAUCAUCUCCCAUCUAUUUCAAUUGCAUGGAAUCUGUUGUCUAUUGCAGAUCACUCGUUCUAAUUACGCCGGGUGAUCCUGUUGUUUUGGAAACUUGUUUUGUUGGAUGUGUCUCUUGUUUUGUCCGUGAGUUGUCUCUCCAUCUCCCGUUGCUGAGAGCGGACGGAGUUAUUAGCAUCUUCGUGUGUUCAGUACGUCGUCGAUAAGCAUGGCGGAAGGAGGGCAUUUUCCCUCGUUCGAAUGGCUUUGCUACACUUGUCGCCAGCCAGGGCACUUCGCAAGAAACUGCCCGUAUGCUCAACGCCAAGAUGGUUUGAUCUCGGGUACGCCGGUGGGAAGAUUUGGCCCUAGACCUUCGUCAUAUUCUUCACCUUUGGCAAUUUAUGCUCCCUCGGCUCCUCCCAUCAGCCAGGCUCCUGUAUUACAGCAGCUUGUUGCCGCUCCAUCUGCGUCUCCUCUCCCCCCCUCACUCUCUUCUGUUGUGGUUCCGUACCGGCCUCCGGUACCGAACUCCUCUUCCCUCCCCUCUGCUUCCCAAGCCGCCCCUUGGGUUCCAAGGCCUCGCUCCAAUGAUGGCGAAGUCGUAUCUCUCCUCAGGGAACUUGUCAAUGACAGGCGAGAAGAGAAGGAUCGCAGACGAGAAGCGGAAGAUCGUCUGCUCGGGGAGGAACAAUCUAGGCUCGCCAAAGAAGAAGAAAGAAGAAAGCAGGAGGAAGAAGAGGCAAGACAAGUUGAGAAGGAAGCGUGCAUGGCGAGGAUUAUCAAUGCGAAAAUGGAAGAACUUGACACGCAGCACCAGACGUGUACUGAAGAGGAGAACAGGAAGAUUUGGAAAGAAAUUGAGAAGGCGAUCGGGGAACCAAGGCGGGGGCGAAAUGGUAAGGAACCAGCCGUGGAAGACGGCGAUACUCGCAAACGGCCUCAAGGAGACAUGGGGGGUUCCCCUCCCAUCCUCCUGGCUCAAGGACGUCCUAGGUGUGACGACCCGCCCUUGGUGAUUCCUAAUCUCAGUCCUUUGGAUGCCGGACUCCUUCUGAUGGAGAUCGAUAAUGUGAAGCGAACUCAGGAUAAGCAGGUUAACUUGGUCAAGAGAUGCAUGGAGGUGUUAGAGAAGAUUGAGACGAAGUUUAGUACCAACCAUCCAUCUCAACAGCCUUCGGUCGCUGCUAAUGCGGCUAGGAGAGGGUCUGCUUCCGUCUCUCCGGCUAGACGAGAAGUGACGGAGGAACCUCUAGGGUUUGAUAGAAUCAAUCCAGGGAAGAAGGCUGCAGUCGCGUCCAGUGGGAAAGAGGGACGGAUCAAGUACAUUGAAGACCUUCGGAAGGAGUUGAUGUCCAAAUCCAAGUACCAACUCGAAUCGUUGUGUAAAGCAGAUAAGAUCAAGUACUAUAACAAGUUACAAGCAUCCACAGAUUUGGCGGAGAUGAGAGCCCGCGAUGCAUAUGGCGAGCUGCCGGAGGAGGAAGGUCUUGACAACAUCGCUAAUGAUAUUCACGAAGACAAUCCCUCUUGAUGAUCUUCCCUUGCCGCCUGUGUCUGGGAUUAUGUUUAUCGCACGAUUCAGCUAUGAGCCG